AAUGCGCAUGACAAACAUGGAAAGUUGUUUAUGAAUUUUUGUUUGACAGUUUCUUCCAUCCUACCGUCCUGAGAAUAGAAUGAAAUUCAUCAACAAUUGACAAUACUUUUAAUUUAGACAGAAACAUACUACUGAGGGUCAAAUAUGGAAGGCCAUUUUAACCAGGAACUAACUAACCGUUUAAUACAUGGCUUGCAACAAACAGGCCAGGAUGGACCAUAUGAGAAUGAUCAACAACAUUAUAUGGAUGAGGAGAAUGCAGUUGACUUUCAAAGAUAUUUAGAGCCAAAUUCUCAAUUUCUUGGGCAAAAUUUUGAAGACAUGGACCCUAGUGAUUUUCCAGGACAGUCAUUUAUGAAUAAAGGUGAUAGAUUGAAUUCACAAAAUGAAAGUAUGCAGAGAGAUGAAGAGCUCAUUCAAAUAGGUAAUAACCAACAAGAGCAAACAGGAAAUAAUGCAGCAUAUCAACGAUCCCGUCCAGAUGGAAGCCCAAUGUUUUCACAGAGCUCUGGUUUUGUGGCUGGUGAUAGUGAAUCAGUCGUAUUUCGUCCAAUAAAACAGCUAGAUUUCUCUUCUCUUGAUGAAACUGCUAUGACUGAUGUUAUUCUUCCAAGAGGAAUCAAUCGAUCUGCAUCAACUCCUGAACAUAAUAAUAGAAGUAUUUCAAUGAUCACUAGAGAACAGUUUAUUGAAAAUUCAGGAAUGAACCGUAAUGACUCCCCUGAUGGAAAUUUUUAUGAGUUGAAAACUUCCCCAAAUCAAAGUGAACCAGAUGAAGAACUUGAUAGUAAGGUGAUUUUCUCCCCUCUACAUGAUCUUAAUAAUUUUCAAGAAGAGCAUUUUGAUGCAGGUAUGAAAUCACCGUCCUUGUCAAGACAACAAAUGAGACCACAAGUCUCCCAGAAUGUAAAUUAUGAAAACCAGCAAAAACAAACUGCACAUGAAAACUUUGAACUUACUCAACAAACACUUGAUGAAACAGAUAUUUCUCCAUUUAGAGAUAAUUAUGAAACACAUGGACAGAAUACACAGAAAAUGGUUAGAAAUUCACCACAACAUUCUAUUCCUUCAUUUGGUGUGGAUAGAAGGUCACCAAAGUAUUCACCAAGUCAUGGGCAGUCUCCCCACCAUCAUAGUAUAAGUCCAAGCCUACAGCAUUCACAGCUAUUUGAGACAAGAGAAAUAUUUGUGUCAGUUCCACAACAAAGUCAGUUUGGUCAUAGUCCCCAGACUCCUGAUAGUUUAAACCAGAGUGGCGGAUACAGCCAGAAACUAAUUGACUUUGAUGAACCAAAAACCCAAAGGUUUCUUCCUUCACAACAAAAUUUCCAAGCAAAUACUGCCAUUAUUCAUUCAGGUCAGGACACAGUUUAUAACCAUCAUCAGAAUAAAGUACAAGUCAGUAGGAACCAGCAAGUACAGAACAUGGCUCAGACAUCAGCAGUAGUAAAUCAGCAUGCACCCAGUGGUGGAAGAGGACAGGCAAUGGCCAAUCCAUCAACAACACAUGAUGUACAGAUGAAGGACACAAGUAGGUCUCAGAUGGCACCAAACAACAAACCAGAGGGCAAGCCUGUGGAUAAAAAACCAUGGAACUAUGCAAAAGGACAUGGAAACAAAGAUCAACAAUCCUACUUGGAAAAAGGAGUGCAGAAGAGGGAAGUUCUUGCUCAGCAUGCAAAAUCUAGAUUAGUAAGAGAGGAACCAAAGGGAAGAGCACAGGAAAAGAAUGUUCAGCCACCUGUCAAAGCUAAAGGAAAUGUUAGAAUGGGUAAUGGACAAUCAACGGAAAGUUUAAACAAAGUUGGAGAUUCUUUUCCAGCAAGCAGGAAUACUAGGCAGGCUGUACAGGGCCAGAGCAGAGUUCCAGUAUCUAGAGGUAAUAUUGAUCAGUCCAAGGAUGGACAAAGCAGAUAUGGUGGUGUGUCAGUGUCUAAAGGAGGAAACAAAGUAGACCGUGGUAGGACUUCAGAACAGCACAAGACAAAGGAAGAAUACUCACCUGUCACACAAAUGGAACAAUACUCUGAAGCUCAUGAUAGUAGUUUGGAUGUGCAGGGAAUGGAAGAUGUCCGUAGUCAACUGAAGAAUAUGUUGAAAAUAUCAACGGGUGAAUCUAAUUCUAUGAUGGGAGCAAAAUCAUUUGACUUCAAUGAAGAUCCUGAAGCAGUUCAUAUUGAACCAUACCCAGGAAAUGCAGAAUAUUCAUUAAUGAGUGGAAAUGGUCAGGACAAUGUAUCAGAGUUACUGGAGAAUUUUCCAAGUAUAACUGCCUGUAUGUGGACAGAUAACUCUUCUAUAAACAGAAACGAUGUGUCUGUACAUAAUGAAAAUACAAGACUAAGAGAAAUUUUAGAGAAGGAAAGAUAUAGAAGGAAGCAUUGUGAACAACAAAUACAGAAGUUGAAUAUAAAGCAUUUAGAAACACAACAGCAGUUAGCAGUUGCAGUGUCUACAGAUAAACGGAAAGAUAUAAUGAUCGAACAGUUAGACAAGCAAUUAGGUAAAGUAUUGGAAGGAUGGAAGGUUCAAGAUCACGAGAAGACUAUAUCACUAGAGAAAAGUAGACAGGAGAAAAUGAAAUUAGAAGAAACUAUAAACAAACAACAGAAGGUGAUAGAUUCCUUUGAACAAGAUAUGGCUCAAGCUUUAGAAGUGGUGAGAGUGGAACGAGACGAAGCAGAAACUACUGUUGAGGAACUUAGAUCACAGUUUGAAGAAAAAGAAAGGAAUAGAAGACAUGCAGAGGAGAUGUUAGACACAGAAAGAGAGAAGUCAAGUUUGAUAAAGCAAGAGUUAGAUAUGAUAAAGGAUAACAGAGAUCAGAUGGAUAAAAAAUUCCAACAAUUACAGGACAGGAUGUAUCAGGAACAAGACAAUUGGUUCAAAAGAGAGCAAGAACUGUUGAACAAAAUAGACCAGGUGUCAGAAUCAAAUGUUAAAGUAGUUCAACAAGAAAAGGACAAAAAUGAAGAAUUGUCUAACCGUAAUAGAGUGAUGGAAGAAGAGAUACAUGAAAUACAGAAAAUCAUAAAGAAGAUGGAGAUGGAACAUGAUGCUGUUCUGAGAGAAAAGGAAAGCCUUAAAGUAGAGAUGGGUAUAAUGGAAGCAAAGUUUGAAAGUUCACAGAGAACAUUAGAGGCAGAGCUAGCUUCACAGAUGGAAAAAGAGAUUUCAGAUCAGAUGUCAGAACUUCAAAAACGUGUUGAAAAAGCUGAUAGUGAAAUGAGAGAGAAACAUUAUGAACAUACAAAGGAGUUAAAUCAACGUCAUAAAGAAGAUUUAGAAAAACACCUGGCUAACUUCCAUAGACAGCUAAAAGAUAAGGAUGAUGAAAAUCGUAGACAAAUACAGGAGUAUGAAGAAAAGCUUCAAGCAUACAGAUCAGAAAUAAGUAAUUUACAGGAUACUAAACAAAAACUAGAGAAACAGAGAACUGAUAUAUUGUUGAAGCUUCAACAAAUGAUGCAGUCACAAUGGAAUGAAGCUCUCAGUCUGCUGGCUACUACUCCUCAGCGAAAGAGAGGACAGUUCAAUGGCCCUUCUAAAGUUGUUGAGUUUAGUCUGUCUCAAAAUGGAACUGAUUCUAGGGCUAGAGAAGACAACACACUUCAACUUUCUGACCUAAGCAGCAGAGAAGUGUCAUCUGCUGCACAAAGGGGAAAUAACUCUCAUAUGACAAGAGAUGAUGUUCCUGUUUCCACUGAAGUAAAUUUAACAGAUUUUCAGACAUCUUUACAUAUGCAACAACUUUUACAAAGUCUUUCAAGCUUCACAACACAACCUUUCCCAGCCUAUGGUAAUGGACAACCUGCUACCCAACAGGAUAAUGAUGUUUACCCUGAUCCUCACCAGACCGUUCCACUUAGACCUGAAAUGGCAUACAGUACACAGGAGGAGAUUAAACCUACAUCAUAUCCAUCCUCUCCCAACCCUAAGAAAGGUCAUCACCAAGCAAAUGUAUCUCAAGGUCAUCAAGUAGGAAAUGUAUCUCAAGGUCAUCAAGGAAAUUUAUCUCAAGGUCAUCAAGGAAAUUUAACUCAAGAUCAUGCACCUCAGAAUCCCGUUAUGAAUUAUUCACAUCCUCCUCUUAGUUAUCCAGUAGAUGAAACAGACGAAUUUAAUAAUCAUCUACAAAUGUUACUGAAUGCCAACAAACCUGACCCUCCAGUUUUUACUGGGUCAAGGAAUGAUUCUGUUAAUCAAGGACAUGCUCUAAAUAUGAGCCAGAUGUCUUCUGUGGUGGGAUCUAAAAAUGAUUCACAGAACUAUGGACAUGUUCAAUCAAAUGCAGGUCAAGUUUCAGAGAACUAUGGACAUUUUCAAUCAAAUGCAGGUCAAGUUCAAGGUCAGCAACACCCACAUAGACAAACUUAUAGUGAAUCUGUUGAUCAUUGGCUUGGACAGUCAUUGAGGUCUCAGGACCUUCAGUCACAUGAUUUAAACAAGUCACAUACUAGUCAUAUGAGUAGUCAUCAGGAUGAUUACAUUAGCCAAAUGGGAAUGGCUGUGCCUAUCCGUCCACCACAACAGCAAGAGAGUUUUAUAGCUCCACCAGAUUCUGAGCUAUCUAGUCAUCACCCAGAUAUGUCCCAUGUUCAUCAUCAGCCUCCCUCCGCAUGUUACUCACCGCCAACCAAACAGACAAGAACACAGGCUUUACAACAGGACCAUGACCCUUUACUCAAUGAAUCUGUCAGACUUGCCAAAGAAUACAAUGAGAUCUCAGAUAAAGUGGAAGAACAUGAGUACAGACAGGGAGAGUUACAACAUUAUAUACAUAUGCUUUUACAGAAACCCCCAGGUGAUCCAGUGUUAGAUCAAGAUGAACAUGCAUCAAUAUUUUCUCAUGAUCAAACAGAAGAUUUAGAUUUAAAUGAUACAGCACAAGCUGCUCAGAUACAGAGAGAAUUGUCACGGAUACAAGAAUUACGGGAGAAACCAGCAUUGCAUGAUGAAACAGACAGGAGAGCUGUUAAAGUACCAACAGCACAGGGUAGUAAAGGUGUUGGCAAUUCUUUCCAAGGAGUACUACAACCAGAACACUUGGCAGAAAUAUCACGAUACCUUGAGAAACAUAAGGAUCAAUUAUCAGGGAAAACUCCAGAGGAUGAACAUUUAGUGGAAAUUGUCAGCUUACUAAGAAAUAUGCAGAUACAAAAUCCUCAAAGAACUGCAGAUGUUAGACAACAACUUGAAUCACCAAGGUCACCUAGGGAUAAAGUGAAGAAAAAUCUGAGAGGUCAGAUGUCAAAGAUAUCAGAUAGUGCUCAAUCAAGACCAGAUACCAGUCAUGGUCAAAAUGGCAAAUCUCAAGGGCAGCCAAAGAAAAUAGAAAGAAAAGUAGCAUCUGUUGGUCCUAAUAGACACAUUCAAAAUAAAGGGAAGAAUGCAUGGAAAUGAUGUAGAAGGAAUUUUAGAUAUUUAUUUUAAAGAUCUGAAUAAGCUGUAAGAUCUGUGAUGUGUAUUUUAGCAUACAGUUCAUAUCAAUUUGUGAAAUGAUUUCAAAAUUUGUACAGGUAAAAAUCUUAUAACAAAAUAUCUGAUAGGAAUUGCUUUUAAUAUGUUUGAUUAAAUCAAUUUUUAGUUCAAAAAUUACACUGCCAAUUUUGAACCUGGACAGUAUAAAGCGAUUAAUGUACACAUUUAUCUUUGAAAUGAAAUGGAUAAAGCAUUAAUUAUCUUUUCUGUAGUGGCAUAAUGAAAUUGGAGAAUUUAUAAUGAUAUGGUUGUAAUUUAUAUGUCUGAAAUAUUUAUUUAUUUUACAAUUUAUCUAUGACUAUUUAUAAUGUUACAUAAAUCUAUUUUUACAAAUAUA
This is a messenger RNA of Mytilus californianus (California mussel), 5818 nucleotides long. RefSeq lists its product as uncharacterized. Gene Ontology annotation, biological process: mitotic cytokinetic process; centrosome separation; regulation of cilium assembly. The record is from RefSeq and is a predicted model, not a curated record. Lineage: Eukaryota; Metazoa; Mollusca; Bivalvia; Mytilida; Mytilidae. Gene Ontology annotation, cellular component: centriole; centrosome. The transcript has 25 exons. The coding region runs from base 145 to 5403 and encodes 1752 amino acids.